Molecule: messenger RNA, 2796 nt
Organism: Theobroma umbraticum
Lineage: Eukaryota; Viridiplantae; Streptophyta; Magnoliopsida; Malvales; Malvaceae
Biological process (GO): positive regulation of transcription by RNA polymerase II
Cellular component (GO): NSL complex; MLL1 complex; Ino80 complex
Molecular function (GO): protein binding; G-quadruplex RNA binding
Source: RefSeq, a predicted model, not a curated record
UUUCUCAGACUGAAGAGAGCGAAGGAGCUUUCUCAAGUUCCCUCUUCGUACACACCCAAAAAAAAAAAAAAAGGAAAAUUCAAACCUCGCUUCCAUGGCGGAUCCCUCAAUUGAACAAUCCAAACAAAAACUAAACCGUUAACCGUUAAAUCUUUUAAUUUUCUUUUUAAAAUAUCUAAAUUCGUUUCCAUUUUCGUAAAUCCAACCACUCCAAAAAAGAAAUUCAAAAAUUCAAUUUCCAUGUCAGCUCUGGCUGCUUCAGUUCCUUCUUCUUGGGUCCCUGAAGACGAUCUCUUAUUAAAGAACGCCGUUGAGUCCGGUGCUUCAUUGGAAGCACUAGCUAAAGGUGCGGUUCGAUUUUCACGAAAGUUUACGGUUAGAGAAUUGCAAGAUCGAUGGCGUUCUUUACUUUAUGAUCCUGUUAUUUCUGCUCAAGCAUCUGCUCGAAUGAUUGAGGUUGAAUUAUCUGCUCCUAAUUUGUAUUCGAAGUCGAGUAAAUUUGAUAAUUCUGUCGAAAAUGGAAGUGCUAAACGAAAAUUGGAAAGUGUUAGAAGAUUGUAUUAUGCUAUGAGGAAGAGAGCCUGUAACCAACUUGUAACUAACUCAAGUGAUGUUAGUUUUCUUGGAUCACCAAAUGGUAAUGAUUGCGUCGAUAAUAGAGGCUACUGUGAGGAGGCUGUAGGACCCGGCAAGGGUUUUAUCCAAAGCCAAUUUGGAUUCUCUGAGUUGGGGGUGCAUUGCGUGCAUGAUGGAUCACAAGAGGAUGAUUUGAAAGUAACUCUGGAGAAGGAUUGCUUUAGUGGAAAGGUUGAGAAUCUUGAACAGAAUGAUGUGCGUAAGGGGUCUCCUCAUGUCAUUGGUGAGGUUUCAGUUGAAUUUGGACAUCCCUCCAAUGUUGAGGGAAUCAAGCCUUACUCAAUGGGAUAUUCAUCACCACAGCCAGAUAUGCCCCUGUGGGAACCAAUGGAAGAUGUUCCAGCAGCUGUAAUGCCUAUAAAUGGUGGCCCCGGAGAUAAAGGCCAGGGUGCAGAAAGUACUAUUGUGCAUCCUGAAGAUGUGGAUGGUAAGAAAGUAUGCUCAUCUGGAUAUGAUACUGUUCCUUCAGAUCUUAUGUUAAAAGAUGGCUAUGAAAUGAAUAAUUCUUCUGCUAUCUCUGGUGGAGAUUUAGCAGAUACAGAUGCUCUGUUAAACUUUGAUGGUGACACAAUGGAUAGAUCUUGUUAUGAUAGUGUGAAUUCGCUUUUGUUGAAUUCUCCUAAUGAUGUUCAUGAAGAUGAUGCAUCAAAGACUAAAGAACCGGAGACAUUAGUUGCAGAUAUGUGUCCUGGUAUAUCAGAAGCUGCCUGUCCUGCAAAGUUGGAUGAAAUUCCUGAUCAACUGUCACAUUCUGGACAGGGUGAGCAGCUAGAUAUAUCCUGUCCGGAAAUCAAUUUGCCUUCAUCUACAUCGAUGUCAAAUCCUCAUUCUCCUGAACUUAAUGUUGAAGUGAUUUGCUGCAUGUUGAACAGUGAGGACCCUGAAAUCCCAUGCAAUGAUGAUGUUCUCUUUGGUAAAGCUUUUGCUUUAUCUGUAACGGAAAAAUGUCAAAAGGUGGGUGGUGACCAGGCUUCAUCCUUUGCAAAUCCAAAGGAUAAUAAAGAAGAACUGAGCUUCAUAAAGACAGAAGAUAACCUUGCUCAAUGUUUUACUGCUCCCAAGAUGGUAGGACUAGAUGUUUUGUCAGAAUCUGGUGAGGGUGUCAAAUCUGAGAUUCAUGAUGGUCAAAAUUCCCUGGUCGACCCAUGUAGGUACAAAUCAGCACAAGCGUUUCCCAAUUUUGUUGCAGAUGGUGCAGCUAAGGAAGAGCCAUCACAUGAAUGCAAUUACAAAGAUAUGCCGCUAUAUACAGAAUCCAGUUCCAUUGUAGAUACUGUUUUGGAACCUGAAGCAAACCUGUCAACAUCUGAUCGGGUAGAAUAUGAAAGCGAUGAUGAUGUUCCUAACUUUUCAGAUGUUGAAGCCAUGAUACUUGAUAUGGAUUUAUGUCCCAAUGAUUCUGACUCUUGCAUUAGUAGAGAAGUCUCUAGAUAUCAAGAUGAGCAUGCCAAGAGGACAAUCAUUAGGUUGGAACAGUGUGCUCGGUCUGCUAUGCAAAGAGCUAUUGCAUCUCGAGGAGCACUUGCUGUCUUCUAUGGCCAUCAUAUGAAACACUACAUUAAGCAAACUGAGGUUAUACUUGGCAGGGCAACCAUGGAUGUGGAUGUUGAUAUUGAUUUAGGAAGAGAAGGGCGUGCCAACAAGAUAUCUAGACGACAGGCACUUAUAAAAAUGGAGGAAGAUGGUUCCUUCUCUUUGAAGAAUCUUGGCAAGAGUUCAAUAUUUUUAAAUGGGAAAGAAGUUUCUACUGGACAGCUGAUGGGUCUUGGUUCAAGUAGUUUGAUUGAGAUUAGGGAUAUGGCUUUUGUCUUUGAAACAAACCAUAAUUCUGUGAAGCGGUAUCUAGCAAAAAACUCCCAGAAAAACCAAGAAAAGAAAACCCCUUUUGAAUGGUCAGGAGCCGAAGAGGGUACUGCAUGAAUAGGAAGAUCUUCUCAAGGGUACCUUUUAAAACACCCUACCUCCUUUUGUAAGUUAAUUUUGUUUUCUAUAAUUAAAAUAGUAUUCAAGGCUUACCCUUAAUGAUAGGAGCAUAUGUCCAGAUAAUUACAUUUCAGGUUUUACUGUUAUAUACGCUGCUGACCUUAUGUAUAUAAAAAUAGUAGUUGAUUCCUCACUUUUAAAGUAGAGGGAAAAAUAAAUCAAAGAAUUUUUUAUUAA